AUGUUAAAAAGAUUAUUUCAUUAUAAAUCUAUAUUACGUUUACAACAUUGUACAGCAAUACCACUUGAUAAUCGUGCUUUAAUACAAGUUCAUGGUGCUGAUACAUCGAAAUUUUUACAAGGUCUUAUUACAAAUGAUAUUGAAUUUUUAAAUAAUACAAAUGCUAUUUAUAGUAUGUUACUUAAUGCUCGUGGAAGAAUUUUAUAUGAUAUGAUUAUUUAUAAUCAUCAUAUAAAUAAAUCAUCCUAUUUAAUUGAAAUAUCUCAAAAUGCUACUGCAGAUUUUCUACGUCUUUUACGUACAUAUAAACUUCGUAAACAAGUUAAUAUCGAAGAUGUUACACAAUCAUAUCGUAUUUGGUCAAUAUUAUUAUCACAAAAAGAAUUCUUAUCAACUUCCAAUGAUCUUCGUGAUCAUUUAAAUUUUAAAACACGACAAGGUCUUAUCAUUGGUCAAUCUGAUCCUAGACAUCCUAGUUUAGGUAUACGUCUUAUUACAGAUCGUGAUACACAAAUAAAUAAUCUUAUCGAUUCAUGUAAUGUAUCAAAUGAUAUAUUAGUUUAUAAACAAUGGCUUUAUCAACAUGGUAUUGCAGAAGGUAUUGAAGAUAUUCCACCUGGUGAAUGUAUUCCUCUUGAAUAUAAUAUUGUAUAUUUAAAUGGCGUAUCAUUUACUAAAGGUUGUUAUAUAGGACAAGAACUUGUUGCACGUACACAUCAUACAGGUGUUAUACGUAAGCGUUUAAUGCCUGUUCAAAUAGAUAAUUUUGAAGAAUUAUCAAAAAGUUUUGAUCAUAAAACAAAUGAUUUAACAAUUAUUAAUGAAGAAACUAAAAGACGUGCUGGAAAAUUACGUGCAUCAAUAAAACAAGAUGGAAUAGCAUUAAUACGUUUAAAUGAAUGGAAAAAUAAUAUACGUAUUCAAAAUGCUGAUGUAUGGAUAAAACCUUCAAUACCUAAUUGGUGGCCACCACUUGAUGAAGCAACAAAACUUGAAAUGAAGUUAGAUAAUGAUAGCUAA
This is a messenger RNA of Adineta steineri, 1020 nucleotides long. NCBI's taxonomy places the organism in Eukaryota, Metazoa, Rotifera, Eurotatoria, Adinetida, Adinetidae. The record is from the annotation of a GenBank genome assembly.